AUGCCAUCUCAGCAUCAGGACCAAGCUCGCACUAGCCCUAAGAAGAGGAAGACAAAGUGCAAAGCCGCGGACUCUGAUGGGCAAGAUGUCACGUCAACCAAGAAAUCGCGGGCUGAGGCUGAAGCAUCCAUCGCAUCGCAGCAGCCUACUCGGUGUUCGGGACGUCCUGGUGUAGGAACAGGAGGUAGAAUUAGUCAACUCAAGAUCAUUGGAGCACUCUUGGGUGCCCCAGCACAUACCAGCCAGCCCAAAGGCUCCACCUCCCUCGACUCUAGUAUCCCUACCAAUCCACUUGCUCCAGAACCGCCUCGCAAGGGUCACAGAGGCCAGAUGAAGAAGCCCCCUCCACCAUAUAGUGCCUCUGGCGAGCCAAUGGUUUCUGCGCCUUCGAGACCACAGGGCAAAAAAGCUACAGCGGCGAAGAACACUACUCUUGUUGCCUUGACUGUCAAGUCCAUGGAUUCUGCACCUUCAAGACCACGGGGAAAAAAAGCUACAGUGACGAAGGACACUACUCCCAUUGCCUCGACUGUCAAGCCCCCAAACCUCCAACCCAGUUUCAUACAUCCCAGGGAGAAGGAGGCUCUUUCAGCCAGUCUAGAUCUCACAGGACAUCUUCCUACUGCCGCUACUACCGCUGCAAACCAGUAUCUGGCACCCCCAGUACCUUCAAGGUCAACGUUGGCUGCACGUCAGCCUGAUGCUAACUCGGACUUAUUCCAGAACUUGGAACCUACCCUUCGGCCAGUCAACAAUGAACGUCUAGGUCAGCAUGGCCCACAAGAUUCAGGAGCUGAAAGCACGGAGACAUCUAGUGAGGGUGGCAAUGGAAAUACUGACGACAACAAUGACGACGAAGAUCACACGGACAAUGAAGUUGGCUGGGGAGCAGCGCAGGGGCAGGUGACUGAACAUCCUGGUUUCUCAAAAGAAGAUUUACCCUCUCAACCCCGUGUCGCCCGCACUCUUCCAAUCGACUUCAAUUUUCAAUAUUCACGCGACGAAGGUGAUAUUAACGCAGAAAGAUGUUUGGCAGAUGAUAUCUCUAGUACUGAUGAUACUGCAAUCAAGCCAGAUGAUGUCUUACAGCGCCACCACCAGAAAAAUGGACGCCCUCAACUUCCUGAUCCGCAAGUUCUUGAUCUCCUACGUCACACUGAGACAAAGUCUUCCAAGUCAAAGGACAUGAACGUCAAGACUGCAUCAGCAAAAGUGAAGGAAUCAGGUGAUGGGCCUAGAGCCACUCAACUAGGCUGGUAUGGUCCACGAUGGAAAAACUUCCUCGAGGUUACGAAGAGCAAGUGCCGUGCCCAACAUGCAAUAGAGAACCCAUUCCCGAAACUAGCGAAAGAUUUGACAGGUUCCAUCAACAAGAUUCUCAUGGCUUCGCUCAUUGAAUGGCUCGAGGGUGGUCAACAAGUUGAAGAGGGUGUUUGGCCUGAUCACAAGCACGAUAUGGCAAAACUGCUGUAUGAGGAUCUAUCAACGUGGCACUCGGACCUCAAGAAGAUCGUCGCCAGUAUUGUACCCUCCAUGUAUGACCUCAUACCUCCAUCUCAUGUCCCACCCCAACAACAUGCUGCCUGGGUUGAGGAAGCUGCCACGAAGUUGCUCAAAGACAGCAUUUUCUUACACAAUGGUGUAGACGACCAAGGGAAAACUGAAAACGCCUCUCAUCCUGUGCUCCGCGAGGCUGCUAUUUCUUUCUUUUAUACAGGGUCUUACCGUGUUGCUCGCAGGAGACCUGAGGUCUUCCAGAAGUCGUUACCGCUAGAGUGCUUGGCACUGGUCAAUUGUGUCCUCGACGGCUUUUCUAAGAACAGCAGUGGAAAAUCAUUUCCAAAGUUCAGCGCAAAGGAAUAUUCCUCUUUGUAUACUGCUAUGCUCGUUAAGCUGGAAACGAUCAUGGAUGACCCUUACCACAGACCAAAACUAGCGCGGCAACUUCGUUCCUGGGCUGCAGCUGGAUGGCAAGUAGUUUUUGUUUUCAAAGCAUUGCACGCUGAUGAAGUUCUCACAGGGCGGAGUCCUACAAAGUUGACGGCAAUGUGA
Molecule: messenger RNA, 2052 nt
Organism: Suillus bovinus
Lineage: Eukaryota; Fungi; Basidiomycota; Agaricomycetes; Boletales; Suillaceae
Exons: 8
Coding region: 1-2052 (683 amino acids)
Source: RefSeq, a predicted model, not a curated record